Hevea brasiliensis (rubber tree) is the source of this 471-nucleotide messenger RNA. Its product is annotated as stigma-specific STIG1-like protein 1. NCBI's taxonomy places the organism in Eukaryota, Viridiplantae, Streptophyta, Magnoliopsida, Malpighiales, Euphorbiaceae. The record is from RefSeq and is a predicted model, not a curated record. The transcript has a single exon. Bases 1 to 471 code for a protein of 156 amino acids.
AUGAAGUUACCAAAGGUUUUCUUGAUUCUUGUAUUUGUCAUGGCUCUAGUCCUCAGCGUUGCUGCUCUACCAUUAUUCAAAGAAGAGAAAGAACACCGAGAAGAUGAUGAUAUGGAUUAUGAAUUGACCGAACAAUCUGAUGAAACAACUGAAUUUAGUUCUGAAUAUGGAUUCGGUCGCAUUCUUUCUCAAAAGAAAAUAAGAGAAGCUCGUCGUAUGACAUGUAACAAGCUCCCUACGAUUUGCCAUGCCAAGGGAAGUCCAGGGCCCUACUGCUGCAAGAGGAAGUGUGUAAAUGUUUUGACUGAUCGCUUUAAUUGUGGAGCCUGUGGGAAGAAAUGCAAAUACAAUCAGAUAUGCUGCAAUGGCAAAUGUGUAAACCCUUCCUUCAAUAGGAGACACUGUGGGAGUUGCAACAAUAGGUGUAAAAAUGGAGGCUUCUGUGCUUUUGGUCUUUGCAACUACGCAUAG